AUGGAUUUGUCAACUUUGGACCACAAACUCAAAAAUGAUUCACAACGUUUCGACAAAGACAACAAUAACGAUGAAGCAAGGUCUCGAAACAGAGCUGCCAUGGAAGCUUUUGCUGCGAAGCUCUUCGCCACCAUUUCAGUUGUCAAAGCCGCUUACGCGGAGCUACAAAUGGCUCAGUUUCCUUACAACUGCGAAGCGAUUCAGUCUGUUGAUAAAGCUGUGGUGUCCGAAUUAAAAUCUUUGUCUGAGUUGAAACAGAGCUUCUUGAAGAAACAGCUCGGUUCUUCGCUCCCUCAUGUGACUAUGUUGCUUGUAGAGAUUCAAGAGCAACAGAGUCUCAUGAAGAUGUUCGACAUUACGAUGAACAAAGUAAGGCCCGAAUUAGAUACCAAAGAAAGCGCCUCAAAUCCAUUUUUUGAUGAAUUCCUAUUGGAAUUGGAAUUGGAAUGA
Molecule: messenger RNA, 450 nt
Organism: Camellia sinensis
Lineage: Eukaryota; Viridiplantae; Streptophyta; Magnoliopsida; Ericales; Theaceae
Source: RefSeq, a predicted model, not a curated record